Messenger RNA from Culex pipiens pallens (northern house mosquito), 549 nucleotides. RefSeq lists its product as uncharacterized. Lineage: Eukaryota; Metazoa; Arthropoda; Insecta; Diptera; Culicidae. The record is from RefSeq and is a predicted model, not a curated record. The transcript has 2 exons. The coding region runs from base 62 to 466 and encodes 134 amino acids.
GAGCUCGUUCGCAAGCCAGGUCCUUUCUCGCAUCCAAACUCAACUCUUCUCCCCAAAAAAGAUGAAGGCAUUCAACAACGCGCACCUCUGGACGGUUGUCGCCUUUCUUCUCGCACUGACCGUCGGUGGAGCGCUCGGCAAACGUGGCAUCUUUUCCAACGUGAACCCCAAGGGAGAGUUGAGCUACUUUAGAGGGGCGAUCGCACCGACCGAUGUGCUGUGCCUUAAGUUCUAUAUCGGCAAGAAGACGACCCUGCCGCUGCAGGUUCCCGUGCUGACCAAUCUUCCUCUGAGUGCCAUCAAGGCCACCGCGUGGGAGUUUAACAAAAUUGGCUUCCAAAUGGACGUUCAGAUUGGCGGUUUGGGCACCAUGACGACGGUUCUUAACUUCCAUGGUCCGGACAAGGCACUGUACCCGAUUGAGGUGGAGUGUUACUGUGCUGCUGCACCACCUGCUGUGCCAUGAAAUUAACAAAUCAACUUGAUGAAAGAAAAUUAAUUCCAAAAUCCUGACCUGAACCAAUAAAUCUCCGGUUGCUUCACUUUUAA